Molecule: messenger RNA, 465 nt
Organism: Cladophialophora bantiana CBS 173.52
Lineage: Eukaryota; Fungi; Ascomycota; Eurotiomycetes; Chaetothyriales; Herpotrichiellaceae
Exons: 1
Coding region: 1-465 (154 amino acids)
Source: RefSeq, a predicted model, not a curated record
AUGUCUGACUUCGGCUCGAGCCAAGGUUCAUGCCAGCAACAGCAAGUUACUGGCGGCAGUGGUAGCGGCGGCGGGGUCUCGUACAGCUCCAGUGCCUCUGUAUUCUACAGCACGUCGGCGUCCUAUUCUGCCUCGAUGUCGUCGAGCAACUCUGACCCGCAAGGCCGCAGCCAGAGCCACACCCAGACCUACAGCGAGACCAUGACCAGCAACGAUCGCGACGGCACCAGCAUCCGCCGUGUGGCCGAACAGACAGGCCGGCCGACGCUGAUCGAGGAGACGUAUAUCCCGUCCCGCCCCGCCGGACGAGGCAUCGAACUCGACGGCGACGGCCGGCAGGGUGGCGCCAGCGGUGGCAGGAUCGAGGAUGUCACGAAUGAUGACGACCAAGACCAGGCGGCCAGGGACAGAGAGUACGAAGAGCGCAUCGAGGACGAGUAUGCAAAGCGGGAAGGUGGUGCUUGA